Plasmopara halstedii is the source of this 4218-nucleotide messenger RNA. RefSeq names its product pek protein kinase. NCBI's taxonomy places the organism in Eukaryota, Oomycota, Peronosporomycetes, Peronosporales, Peronosporaceae. The transcript has a single exon. Gene Ontology annotation, biological process: protein phosphorylation. Gene Ontology annotation, molecular function: protein kinase activity; ATP binding; protein binding. The record is from RefSeq and is a predicted model, not a curated record. Bases 1 to 4218 code for a protein of 1405 amino acids.
AUGGUAAAAAGUGGUGGUCGAUUCAGAUGGACAAGACGUCGAACGCUGGUGCUCGUCGUGCUUAAUGUGCUGCUGCUACCGCUUGAUUUUGUCACUAAUGCCCGAGCAUCUGUGUCACCCACCUACUCAUCCUUUAUGACCCAGUCGCCAGACGUUGUAAUUGCUGGUGGGUUGGACGGUCGUGUGUAUGCUUUCAAUGCUUGGUCAGGCGAAGUCUUAUGGUCUUUCGACUCAGGUGGUCCAAUGGUUGAUACUUCGCAGUGUCCAGGUCUGACUCCCACCAAAACUACAGAAUCACCACUUAGCUACCACACAACAGCAGCAAAGCCGCGUGAUAGGAAAGAAGAGAAUUUGAAUGUCGAAGGAAGCGUUCACAUUGCAGCGGCAAAUUUAGAGACCAAAGAAGUAACAGGUCGCCACAUGAUUCAAGAGCGUCUGAGAUCUGCACAAGCAAUAGCAGCUGGGACAGCGUUCAUCUCACAGUUAGUACCUUCUUACGAUGGCAGAUUGUACCAUUUUUCGAAGGCUAAAGUGAAGGAGCUUGGGAUGACAAUGGCUGACAUUAUGCGAACAAAUGGCCCUGUGCACGUUGCUGUGGAUCGUGAUAAUGAUUUGAUCGAUGAACCAUCCGCUGCAGGGAUCUUGUUGUUUGGUGAGAAAAAAAUGGAAAUGUUUACAUUGGAUGCUGUGAGUGGCUAUCGAAGCCCGUUUGUGUCGUCAGUACCUUCGUCUGAGGCGGCAAGAACGAUUUUAUUUGGCCGCUCUCAAUUUUUCACACGAGCAGUCAAUUAUCAAAACUCGUCAAUUGCUCGCUGUUUUAAAAUUUCAGAGUACUUUUUUGACAUUGUGCAAACAGCCCAUUGUUUUGUCGAGGAUGGUGAACACAACGUGGUGCCAGAAAUAUUUGUAAUGCCAAGAGACAUAAGCUCGGAAGGAUCGACUAUUGUGGCAUCUGAUCCGUGGACAAAAGAGGUACUUUGGGAAUUUGAAAUUCCGGACUUUGAUGUCCUCGCUGUGCAUGGAGUGUCGACUUCACAUGGAACGACAUUUUACAAAUGGAAAGUUGAUGGUCCGUCGACAACUGCAUCGCGUCUACCAAACGCACGUCAAGAUCAGCAUCAAAUUGACACUGAUCACUUCGCGGACAAAGCAGUUGUUGAAAGGCGGGAGCAGGGCACGCAGAAGCUCAAAGGCGAGAAGCAACUUGUUCCUGUGAUUCGACGCUCAUGGAAUGCAAUAGAGUCGAAAUUUAGGCUGCGAUUACUGGGUGAUAAUUAUUUUCUUGAGUCUAGCAAGGACGACCGUGUGGUGGACUUUGGUAGAAGUCAGAAUCAACGUCGAUCGCCUACAUUCCAUGGGCGACAGCCAGAUGAUGUUCAUGACUUGAGUGAAGACACGGAUUUUAAUCGUCGUCGGGGUAUUCUUUGGGAGCCUAUCGUGAACGAUGGCGAGCGAGGAGUGUUUAUAACGUACACACACGUUGGGGCAAUGCUGCUGGGCGUCGCAACCUGUGGGAUGUUGCUAGCCUGGGGCUGUUACGCCAAGGGAUUAUCAGCUUCGCUGGCGCAGACUGCUAUUCAAACCAUGGACCGUAGCCAGUUCUUCAAAUCACAUGUACAUCGACUUGUGAUUCAGCGUCCAGGAAAGGACGACAUAACCAUUUCAAGUGUAAUCAGUAGCUCGCUUAUAAAUGCGCUUAAUUUGGAUGGUCAAGUACCACAGCCUUUGAAUAUUUUAUCGACGGAAGUAAACGCUGUUGUUGACCCUGAAAUUGAAGCGAUGCUGAUGAUGAAAUUUUCUCGUCUCGCCGCUACAGAAGCAGCUGCGAUAGUUGUCAAGAAUGGCCACAUAAGUGCAACGCAGAAAUUUUUAGAAUGUGAUUCGGAUUUUGAAUCUGCAGCAAAAACGAUCACGUCUUCAUCUUCUGCGUCAUCCAUGACAAACAUGACUGUCAGAGAUUCAUCAAUGUCAUCGUCAAAUGUGCAAAUACCCAGUCCAGGGCCUGCACUCGCGGUUGCGAAGAGACUAUCUUUUGAUUACACAGAGGAAAAUUCUUUGUCGGCUGAAAACAUUCGAGGCGUAUACGCACUAAAAGUGCUUCAUCAUGAGCGCAAAAAUUGCGAACAGGUUAUUUCUUCUGCAUUCGAAAGUGUGAUUGACCAUGAGCGGUUCGAGUUUGCAGAUUCGGAAGACGAUAUCUCCCUUGUGGAUGAUGACUUGGCAACAAACGGAGCAAAAUCAAUAAGUUCCUUUGAAGAGUCAACGACGGGAAGCUGCUGCAGCAAUAGUGACAGCUGCACUAGCCACACCAAGGAAAAGCUGAAAGGUAGGGAUGGCAUGGAAGAUGUAAUCAAUACGGAUGGAAAUCUGAACGAAGAAAAAUCCAGUGACCAUGAUUCAUCUGAAGCUUCCUCAUCUGGUUCUGCUACUUCGGUAAAUGAGGAGGAAGUUUUGUUCCCGUUUGUUUGUCAGAGCCGUUUUGCUAACGAGUUUCACGAGAUAUCGGCACUAGGCAAGGGUGGAUUUGGUCAGGUUAUGCUUGCGGAGAAUCGCUUGGAUGGACGUCAAUAUGCAAUCAAACGAGUUGGAUUAAACCUCAAAAACCAGACAUCAAAGACAUUACAGAAAUUUUUGCGCGAGGUGAAAAUUUUGGCUUUGUUAGAUCACUCUAACAUUGUACGAUAUUAUCAGGCAUGGCUGGAAAAGGUGGAAGAAGGGACACAAAGUGUACCAGAAGCACUGCCUUCAUCUUCUUCAACUGUUACCUCGGUACUAGGGCCUCGUGAUCCAAAACACUACCUGAUAAGUAAUUUGCUUGCACCUAUCUCAAAACUCGAGUUUUCUGAAAAUCAGCGACUGUUAAAGACAUUUUACAGCAAUGAAAGUGUCAUAAGUGACCAUGACGAUGGAUUUGAUUGGGACCGAGGGUCGUCUUCUGGUGUGAAUGAUAAUGGAUGGAAAGAAGAAGACUUGGUUGUUCGAAACAGGCCACACAAAAAAGGUCUUGUUUCUCAGGCAUCGAUAUCUCGUCCACCAGCUUCUUACCACGGUAACGAAGACGAUUCUUCAUUGAGUGCAGCAGAUACAUGCGAUCACUGGCUAUAUAUUCAGAUGCAGUAUUGUGCAGGCCGAAAUUUGGCCGACUACCUUGCUGUACCGACCCGUCCAAUGGAGUUGUCUAGAAUGCUGAAGAUUUUUGUACAAAUUGCAAGUGCACUAGCCCAUGUUCAUUCUUGCGGGCUGAUCCAUCGAGAUCUCAAACCUGCAAAUAUCUUUGUUGCUGAUGUCGAGAGGGAUGAGAUCAAGCUUGGGGAUUUUGGUUUAUCGCGCUAUGCUGCUAACGUCAACAACCUGAACGCAUCAGCAUCCGUCGAUGAUGGUAAUCAGGGUUCCUCAUGUACUGGUGGGCUUCGGGAAACUGCUUUACCGACGUCGUUGUGGUCGAACAUCUCAGAGAGCAAUGAAGUCACAGCGGGCGUUGGCACCUAUCUGUACGCAAGCCCUGAACAAGUUGCUGGCAAAAAAUACAAUGCCAAGACAGACAUGUACUCUCUCGGAAUGAUUCUCUUUGAGUUGUGUCACGAAAAAUUUGGGACUACAAUGGAGCGGUAUAUCACGCUUCGCGAUGCUCGAGAAAGCAAGUUCUCUACUGGUCUUCGUGCAGCAAAGAGAUGUCCUGAGAUUCUGGAUAUGCUCCGUUUGCUAUUAAGCCAUGAUCCAACCACUCGACCAACUGCCGAUGAAGUGGUUUUGUGGGGACAAAUGAUGUAUGAAACAAGUCUUGCUCAAAAAGCGAUGGACAUUGUUCGCUCGCCGCGCAAUCUGGAUGUGGUUAGAGCUGCAGCUGCGGCGCAUCUUUUACCGAGUAUAGAUCACUUAAUGACUGGUGCUCAUAUGGACUCAACAACAUUUUCGAUUAAGGUCGAAGCUGUGAUCGAUCAUUGCAGUGGCGAGGACGGUGGUGAGCGCCGCUUGCCCAAUCAUAAUUUAUUGAAGCAGGUGUGCGAUGUCAUUGCUGGCGUAAGCGACGGCAAGGUGGAGAUCAAAAAGUGUGGACUGCACAUGGAGAGUGAGGGCGUGACAAUUCUCGAAUUCGAGCUCAAUCCACAAGCUGCACUUGCGGAUGCCCCUGAUUCAGAUGUGGAAGGUUCCGUGGUAGUGGCGAUCGAGGCUCUCUCAGGAGUGCAGAUCGUGCAUCGUGUGAGCAAAAUCGAAUGA